AUGGCUCCUUGGGCGGAUAUGAUGAUCUCUGCUCAUAUCCUUGCCUUGGCUGAAAUUGACUUCCUUGAGAUUGGUCACAAGGAAGUGAUUCACAAGUUCAGAAGAGAUCUCAGUGGGAUUGGAAUUGAGUUGCCUCCUAUGGAUAGCAUGAGUGAGGCAUUUGAUCAAAUGCAAAUGGUCAAGGAUGUUCUAGCCAACAGUGAUAAAGUUUCAGAGGUCCUACAAGAGUCUACUCAUCAGUUCAACCUGCUUACUUCACCCACCUUCCUACCAAAGGUCAAGGAUCAAGGGAAAUUCACUCUCCCUUGCACACUUGGGCAUCUUGAGAUUGACAAUGCCUUAGUGGAUUCUGGAGCAAGCAUCAAUCUGAUCUCUCUCUCCAUGGCAGAGAAGCUAGGCAUUGCUGGAGCCUUGCAGCGCCCUACUACUUCAAUCAUGUUUGGAGAUGCAACUUCUAAGUCUCCUCUUGGAGUGUUCAAGAACUAUCACUUGAAAAUUGGAGAAUGCAUCAUCCAAACUGAUCUCACUGUGAUGGAAAUGGAAGAAGAGAAGGAUUUACCUCUGUUAUUGGGAACCCCUUUCCUUAGUACAGUUGGCGCUUCAAUAGACUUUCACAAGCAAGAAGUGAUCCUUCACAAGGUGAAUAGUUUGGUGUCAUAUCGCUUGCAGCCUAGAGGUUCAGACUUUUGUGCCACAAUUGACAGUACCACUCUCAGUUCUAAGAGUCAUGGAGCUACAAAGGUUGUGAAGGAAAGGGUUGACAAAGAACCAAGAGUUGGGAAGGAUAAGGAUGAGAGAGGACCAAGGAUUGAGAAGCCACGUCUUGAGAGGGCUAGAGUUGAGAAACCACGUUCUGAUAGACCACGAGCUGAUGACUUGUUCAAGCCCCUUGUGUGCUUGAUGAAGAGAGCCUUCAAGCUUUGUUUGAUGAGCCACUAG
Messenger RNA from Microthlaspi erraticum, 939 nucleotides. NCBI's taxonomy places the organism in Eukaryota, Viridiplantae, Streptophyta, Magnoliopsida, Brassicales, Brassicaceae. The record is from the annotation of a GenBank genome assembly.